Lactuca sativa (garden lettuce) is the source of this 825-nucleotide messenger RNA. RefSeq lists its product as uncharacterized. The record is from RefSeq and is a predicted model, not a curated record. Lineage: Eukaryota; Viridiplantae; Streptophyta; Magnoliopsida; Asterales; Asteraceae.
AUGGCCAAGUUUUUGAUGAUGAUCGGCCAUAAUCAACGUUACGUGAUUAUCAAGCGGAGAUUUCAACACUCGAUGCAAACAAUUCAUAAAUUUUUUUAUGAAGUGUUGGAAAAAAUGAUGCUUUUCGCACAAGAUGUUAUAGCACCAACUUCUUUUAAUCCGAAUCCAAACAUUCUAGGACAUAAUAGGAGGCUACGACGGGUUUUCAAAGGGGCGGUCGGUGCACUUGACGGUACUUUGAUACAUGCUGUUGUCCCUGCUAAGAAACAAGACUUGUAUAGAAGUAGGGGAAAGGGAGACUGCUACCAAAACGUAUUGGCAAUUUGUGACUUCAAUAUGAUUUUUACAUUUGUUGUGGCCGGGUGGGAAGGGGUAGCGCAUGACUCUAGAGUAUUAUCAGAAGCAAUAACCGAUCCACAAUCAUCAUUCCCAUUUCCACCACCCGAUUUUCGUCAACGACGUGCAUUGACCAAUAAGGAAAAAUUUAACCAUGGACAUGCAAAACUUCGGAAUGUCAUUGAGCGUGCUUUUGGUGUUUUGAAAGCACGUUUCCCUAUAUUGAAGAGGAUGGCACCAUUCCCGUUCGUGACACAAAGAAACAUUGCCAUGGCAUGUUUCGCGCUUCAUAAUUUUAUAAGGAGAGAAGGAAUGAGUAAUGAGUAUUUUGCACAAUACGAUGAACCCAAUGUCUCGUUUCGAACUAACAAUGUGGGCGUUGAUGAUGAUGAAGACGGGAUUCCAACACAUGGUACUACAGCAGACCGUGAAUAUAUGACUCAGUUACAGGAUGAAAUUGCCGAUCAGUUGAUGCACAAUAUAGAUUGA